Messenger RNA from Chionomys nivalis (European snow vole), 13280 nucleotides. RefSeq names its product dermatan sulfate epimerase like (gene Dsel). The transcript is spliced from 2 exons. The coding region runs from base 1550 to 5170 and encodes 1206 amino acids. The record is from RefSeq and is a predicted model, not a curated record. Gene Ontology annotation, molecular function: sulfotransferase activity; chondroitin-glucuronate 5-epimerase activity. Lineage: Eukaryota; Metazoa; Chordata; Mammalia; Rodentia; Cricetidae.
CCUUGUUGCCUUUUCUCUCCCUCCGCGGCCCUGGCAACCACCGUUCGCUCGGCGGAGUCGGACUUCCGGGCCUUUGUGGCGGGGCGCAGCUGAAGACCGAGCCUCCGAACGCACGCCGCCAACGCUUUGCCUUGCGCCAGCGGAGCCACCCCUGCAGGCCCCAGCCUUCCUCAAGGGCGGGCGUGUCCGGCUGCGGAGACCUGGCCCUGAGGAGACUCCACACCCAGAGGGGACCCCCGCGCUGAGGGGGCCUCGCCCGGCUGCUGCCGGUGCAGGCCCCGCGUCGCCCGCGGAGCACUGGGUCUCCGCAGUCCGGUCUUCAGAGAACAACGCUCUCUUGAAGUCCCCACCUUUGCCUUUGUUGGGGCCCAGCUCAGUUUGAAGACGCUGUCGCCCGCGGCUGGGAGGUAAGCUGAGUUGGCCAUGUACACGUCUGUAGUCCCCACGUCACAGCCACAGGUCCGGAAGUGGGGAGUCGAGCAGCAGGGCGAUCGUUCUGAAGACACGAAUUGAAAUGUGCAACAGAUGAGGCAGGUCAGGAAACUACUGGAAGUGUUUGUUUCCUUCAGAAAGGAGACUUGCCUAACUGAAACUUAGUGAGGGUCUUUCAAAUUCAAGACGGGCAAAGGAGAGGCCUGUUCCUUAAACCCGAGUCCGCGCGCCCUCUGGUGACUCCUGGUGAGGAUGUUAAAGGCAGCUGCUACAGAGAGGAGUGACAUGAAAAAGGAACAGAAAACAGUCUUUAGUUUUGCUGAAAGGGGAAUUUUUAUCCCCAGUUGUUGGUUAUAAUUUGAAGACGAGUACCUGGAGACUGAAGCUGAGGUUCUUCCAGAGGUGCAGAUACGUUUGUACAUUUGGUACAUGGAAGAUUUUAAAAUACUUUAAAAAGAUAUUUGAAAUGAAGGCAGAAAUUUUGAUCAUGUUUGUCAACCAUGUAGGACUUUGAACAACUAUUUGGAAUAUUUUCCUCCCCAAAAUGGAAGAAGAAAUAAUUCACAGACCAAGACUCUGAGAGAAAUAAGAAAUAAUAAAGUUUACUCACUCUGAGAAGGACAGUAUUUUAUGAUCUUCUCUUUGGUAACGAACAGAAACAUACCUUGUAUGUGUGGUGAGUUAAUCAAUAAGGAUGGCUUCUUAUGCUAUAUGCUACAAACAGGUUUAUUUAAAUUUUGGGAUUUUUUUUCUUUUUCCCAUGAUUUUAUAUGUUAAUUAGAUUAAGUAAAGAAAAUAAAUGCUGGAUUCCUGGUAUUUUCUGACUACACUGCUGUUUUCUAUGCAUUAUGGAAACGUUGGAGGCACUCCUAUUUCUUUAAGUUUUAUUUUAUUGGAUGCAAAACUGCCGGGGACACAGAAAUAUGAUGUAAGUUUUCCUUUCAUAGCAAUGUUCUUUGCUUUGGAUGAGCUAAAUAUCAUCUGGAUUUCACAGCCUAUGAGGUAUAAAAUCUGUUUUAUCAAGAUAUUUAAUAUAUAAUUUAUAAUAACCAGACGAGAAACAUAUUAAACACUGUGUUUAACAUGUAUGCCUAAGGAAAGAUCUUCCUGAUGGAUCAUGGCGUUAAUGUUUACAGGACAUUUCCUAUUUUUAACAAUGAUGUUUAGUUUUUCUACUUGUGAAGAAUCUGUGAGCAAUUACUCUGGAUGGGCAGUUUUCACAGAUGGUAUACAACAGUUUAAGAAUCAGAAAUUAGAAGAUUUCAGAUCUAACCAAAAACUUCAUCCAAAUUUGUAUUUUGAUGCUGGAGAUGUACAAACAAUGAGACAAAAUUCUCAUACAAGCCAUUUGCAUCUUUUUAGAGCUAUCAGAAGUGCAGUGACAAUUAUGCUGUCUAAUCCAACAUACUACCUACCUCCACCCAAGCAUGCUGAUUUUGCUGCCAAGUGGAAUGAAAUAUAUGGUAAUAAUCUUCCUCCUUUAGCACUGUAUUGUUUAUUAUGUCCAGAAGACAAAGUUGCCUUUGAAUUUAUCUUGGAAUACAUGGACAGGAUGGUUAGCUACAAAGACUGGCUAGUUGAGAAUGCACCAGGGGAUGAGGUUCCAGUUGGCCAUUCUUUAACAGGUUUUGCCACUGCCUUUGACUUUUUAUAUAAUCUGUUAGGUAAUCAGCGAAAACAAAAAUACCUAGAAAAAAUACGGAUUGUUACUGAGGAAAUGUAUGAAUAUUCAAAGAUUCGCUCAUGGGGCAAACAACUUCUUCAUAACCACCAAGCUACAAAUAUGAUAGCAUUGCUCAUAGGUGCAUUGGUUACUGGAGUAGAUAAAGGAUCUAAAGCACAUAUGUGGAAGCAAGAUGUUGUUGAUGUUAUGGAAAAGACUAUGUUUCUUUUGAAUCAUAUUGUAGAUGGCUCUUUGGAUGAAGGUGUAGCCUAUGGAAGCUAUACCUCAAAAUCACUUACACAAUAUGUAUUCUUAGCACAACGCCAUUUUAACAUCAACAACUUGGAUAAUAACUGGUUAAAAAUGCACUUUUGGUUUUAUUAUGCUACGCUUUUACCAGGCUAUCAAAGAACUAUAGGUGUAGCAGAUUCCAAUUAUAAUUGGUUUUAUGGUCCAGAGAGCCAGCUAGUUUUCUUGGAUAAGUUCAUUUUAAGAAAUGGAGCUGGAAAUUGGUUAGCUCAGCAAAUUAGAAAGCAUCGACCUAAGGAUGGACCAAUGGUUCCUUCCACUUCCCAAAGGUGGAGUACUCUUCAUACUGAAUAUAUCUGGUAUGAUCCAAAGCUUAUCCCACAGCCUCCUGUUGACUUUGGUACAGCUAAAAUGCACACAUUUCCUAACUGGGGCGUUGUGACGUAUGGGGCUGGACUGCCAAGUACACAGGCCAAUACCUUUGUGUCCUUUAAAUCUGGGAAAUUGGGAGGACGAGCUGUGUAUGACAUAGUUCACUUUCAGCCAUAUUCCUGGAUUGAUGGAUGGAGAAGCUUUAACCCAGGACAUGAACAUCCAGAUCAAAAUUCAUUUACUUUUGCCCCCAAUGGACAAGUAUUUGUUUCUGAGGCUCUUUAUGGACCAAAGUUAAGCCACCUUAACAAUGUGUUGGUAUUUGCCCCAUCACCAUCAAGCCAGUGUAAUAAACCUUGGGAAGGUCAACUGGGAGAAUGUGCACAGUGGCUCAAGUGGACUGGUGAAGAGGUUGGUGAUGCAGCUGGGGAAGUUAUUACUGCUUCACAACAUGGAGAAAUGAUGUUUGUAAGUGGGGAAGCAGUGGCUGCUUAUUCUUCAGCAAUGAGACUAAAAAGUGUCUAUCGUGCUUUACUUCUCUUAAAUUCUCAAACUCUACUUGUUGUUGACCACAUUGAAAGGCAGGAAACGUCCCCAAUAAGUUCUGUCAGUGCCUUCUUUCAUAAUUUGGAUAUUGAUUUUAAAUACAUCCCAUACAGGUUUAUGAAUAGGUAUAAUGGUGCCAUGAUGGAUGUGUGGGAUGCACACUAUAAAAUGUUUUGGUUUGAUCAUCAUGGUAACACUCCUGUGGCUAAUAUACAGGAAGCAGAACAAGCUGCUGAGUUUAAGAAAAGGUGGACUCAGUUUGUUAAUGUUACAUUUCAUAUGGAAUCCACAAUCACAAGAAUUGCUUAUGUAUUUUAUGGUCCAUAUAUAAAUGUUUCUAGCUGCAAAUUUAUUGACAGUUCUAGUUCUGGACUUCAGAUUUCUCUAAAUGUCAAUAAUACCGAACAUAGUGUUUCUGUUAUAACUGACUAUCAAAAUCUGAAAAGGAGAUUUGAUUACCUGGGAUUUGGUGGUUUUGCCAGUGUGGCUAAUCAAGGCCAAAUAACCCGAUUUGGUUUAGGGACUCAAGCAAUAGUAAACCCUAUAAGACAUGAUAGAGUUAUUUUCCCUUUUGGAUUUAAAUUUAAUAUAGCAGUUGGAUUCAUUUUAUGUAUUUGUUUGGUUAUUUUAACUUUUCAGUGGCGGUUCUACCUUUCUUUUAGAAAGCUAAUGCGCUGUGUAUUAAUACUUGUUAUUGCUUUGUGGUUUAUUGAGUUUCUGGAUGUGUGGAGCACUUGUACUCAGCCCAUUUGUGCAAAAUGGACAAGGACUGAAACCAAGACAAAUGAGAAGACCAUAAUCUCUGAAGGGAAGCAUGUAGAUCUGCCUGAUGUUGUUAUUACCUCACUCCCUGGUUCCGGAGCUGAAAUUCUGAAACAAGUUUUUUUCAACAGUAGUGAUUUUCUCUACAUCAAAAUACCUACAGCCUACAUUGAUAUUCCUGAAACUGAAUUUGAAAUUGACUCAUUUGUAGAUGCUUGUGAAUGGAAAGUAUCAGAUAUCCGCACUGGGCAUUUUCAUCUUCUUCGAAGGUGGCUGCUGUCUUUGGUCCAGGACACAAAAUUUCAUUUGCAAAAUAUUCAUCUUCGUGAAACAGGUAGGAAUAAACUUGCUCAAUAUUUUGCAGCUAAUAAGGACAAAAAACGAAAAUUGAAAAGGAGAGAGUCUUUGCCGGAACAAAGAAGUAAAGUGAAAGGAUCUAUUGAUAGAGAUACUGAAUAUAUUAGAGCCUUGAGGAGACACCUAGUUUAUUACCCAAGUGCUCGUCCUGUGCUCAGUUUAAGUAGUGGAAGCUGGACAUUGAAGCUUCAUUUUUUUCAGGAAGUUUUAGGAACUUCAAUGCGGGCUUUGUACAUAGUACGAGACCCUCGAGCCUGGAUCUAUUCAAUGCUAUAUGGUAGUAAACCAAGUCUUUAUUCUCUGAAAAAUGUACCAGAGCACUUAGCAAAAUUGUUUAACAUAGAGGAAGGUAAAAGCAAAUGUAACUUAAAUUCAGGCUAUGCUUUUGAGUAUGAAUCACUGAAGAAAGAAUUAGAAACAUCCCAGUCAAAUACUGUCUCUUUACUGUCUCAUUUGUGGCUAGCAAACACUGCAGCAGCUUUGAGAAUAAAUACAGAUUUGCUGCCUACCAAUUACCAGCUGGUCAAGUUUGAAGAUAUUGUUCAAUUUCCUCAGAAGACUACAGAAAGAAUUUUUGCAUUUCUUGGAAUUCCUUUGUCUCCUUCUAGUUUAAACCAAAUACUGUUUGCCACUUCCACAAACCUUUUUUAUCUUCCUUUUGAGGGGGAAAUAUCACCAUCUAAUACUAAUAUUUGGAAACAAAACUUGCCUAGAGAUGAAAUUAAAAUAAUUGAAAAUAUCUGCUGGACACUGAUGGAUCGUCUAGGAUAUCCAAAAUUUAUGGACUAAAUGCUGCAGGUCAGCAAAAAUUUGCACUAAUAUAUCCCAACCUACUUUGUGACUAUUAACUAGAUAAUUUUGUUUAUUCUUGUACAAGUGUGUAUAUAUGCGUGUAUGUGUGGGGAGAGUGUGUGUGUUCAGUCUGUUAUUUGCACAGAAAGAUACUUUAAAAAAUAAGCACCAUAUUUGGCCUAGUAGGAUUUAUUUUUAUGUUUCCACUUUCCUUGCCUUGAUUUCUGAAUUUUUUUUCUGCUAAAAUGUUUGUGCUACACAAGUAUAUAUUAUGGUAUCUGGGAAGAUAGGAAGAUUUUAAUGUACUUUAACUUACCUUCUUUGGUAACUGUACUAAUCUAUCUUGGCACCUAAAACACUAUGAAAGGCCUUGCAAUUGCUGCUUUGCCCAGUCAUUUCUUGCUCUUAAAAUGAACUACAUAGGUUCCUUAUCUUUUGAAAAGAUCUUCUAACACAAAGAAAAAAUGAAAUAAAAAAAUGAAUUUCUUGUACUUUGUAUAAUGUUCUCUGAAAUCACUGGGGAAAUGAUAAAGAUUUCUAUUAGAACUUUCAGAAAAUAUAGACAAAGAUAUAUAUAGGAUUUUUUUUUUCUUUUCUUACUCAAGAAAUAAGAUUGUGAACAGAGCAUGUUGAAAUUCAGUGUAUUAUUUUGGAAAUGCUGCUCUUCUCAAACGCUUUUAUUUGCCUGCCUGAAGCUAUCGCUCUUCACUGUCAUACCAUGACCACCUUAUUUGGCCUUUCUGUCAUUUUCAAAAAAAACAGGUAGUUGUUAGUAACUACAAAACAGUUUAGUGAUAAAGCUGUUCCAACAGCCCCUUUCCUUGUUGAUUAAUUUUGUAUUAAAGACUGACACAGACUUAAAAUCAAAUUUAGUUUUGUGGUGUUACCACUCUGACUCAAAGAAAGGAGCAGAAGUCUACUGACAGUGGUUGUCAUUCACUGUUGUUGCAGGUGGGGUGGGGUGGUGCUGGCAUGGCUGGGUGCUAGAAACAGAAUUAGGAAGCCUUAUCCUGUAUCCUCUGAAUUUAUAGGCUGCCAGUGUGUGCAAAAGUUGAAGCCAAUUGAGAAAUGAUGUCAGAGGCAUCUGUUCCCUUUACCAUCUGCAUCUUAUAAAUGUAGCGAACAUAAAAUGUUCACUCAUUUUGCUUGGUAGUUUCUGAAAUCAAAAAUGCUAUGCUAUUAUAGGCCAGUGGAGUAGUUACAGUGUGCUACAUGAACAUUACCAGCAUUGGGAUUUGGUGAGAGUCUAUGCAGAUUGCAGUUUUCUUCCUGAUGUUUCAAACUACAGUUUCCCCAAGUUCUAACAUUCGGAUUUUGUCACUCUGAUCUAGAUAAAAGCAGUUCUGUCUCAGUAGUUUGUUCUUUUAUCUAAAUGAUAAAAUUUUAUCAGAGUGAUAAAGCUGUACAUAUGUUAUUUUUAGCUGAAUCUAACUUAGCUGUUAUUUCUUUUCUUCUAUUAUGGCAUGAGUGGAACUGUUACAUGUCCCCUACAUUUGUUUUUGCUCCACAGGACUCAUAAUGUUCCCUUCAUAUUAAAAUGAAUAAAAAUCAAUAUAGAUUGAAGACUCAAAUCUACAUUUAUAUUUUGAAGGAGGAUUACUCUUAUCUCGGGUUUCUCAGCAAAUGUCCAUCUAAAAUUACUACAUGGAUGAUAACACUAUUUUCUUAUUGGUCAGAGUCUCCCUGCUAUUCGUUUUCAGAAUAUGAUCUUAAGUCAGAGCAAGUAGAAAAGCAGUGGGGUGGGAAAGUAUUACAUCAUACUAAGGUGAGAAUUAGAAAUGGGUACAGGCACAGAAAAAACAGUGAAGCUACUUCUGCAUAUUGUACAGAAAUGUACCCUUGUGCAGAAGGUGGUAAGUAGAUUAUGUGGAGGAAAGCAGAAAGGAGAGAUUUAGAAAAUAGACUGAUUUUUGAGAAGGGAUAUGGGAAUGUUUUACUGAUAAAUCAUAGUGGAACAUAGCUUUGAACUCCACAGAGCAAUUUAGAGCUAAACUUUCUCACCUCAGAGAAAAUGUAAGACAUCAGCCAUUUUCAUAGUUAUUUCCAUAAUGGAAAUUUGAAGAUAACUUUACAGAUUCCCUCAGAAGAGUGUUGUGUGUAGGAAAGGAAUCCACUGAAUUUGCCUGCGUAUGCUAAUGCCUAAGACCUGCUGCCUUACAAUUUGAGUACUUAAGGUGAGUGACACUUCUGGCACAUCUUCGCUUUGAAUACCCUCUGAACUUAUUAAUGAUUUGUGAAUAGGAUUAUUACCAUAUUUUAUUGUUUAUUGAUGGAGGAGGGUCAUCUGUCUAUGUGUUACUUUCAUUGGUUAAUAAAAAAAAUCUGCCUUGGCCCUUUGAUAGGACAGAAAAUUAGAUAGGCGGAGUAGACAGAACAGAAUGCUGGGAAUAAGGGAAGUGAGACACAGAUGCUAUAGCUCUCCUCUCCAAGAUGGACGCAGGUUCAGAUCCUUCCCAGUAAGCCACCACCUAGUGGUGCUACACAGAUCAUUAAAAAUGGGUUAACCAAGAUGUGAGAAUUAGCCAGUAAGAGGCUGGAGCUAAUGAGUCAGUCAGUGUUUAAAAGAAUACAGUUUCCGUGUAAUUAUUUUGGGUAAAGCUAGCCGGUGGCUAGGAGCCGGGUGGCGGGAAGCAACCCUCCGCUCCUACUACAGUUUAUAGAUAAUAGAGCCAUUUAAAAUGGCCUAUCUGUAAAAGUCAUUCCCUUAUCAAUGUCCUGAAACUUAAGCUUAAUUGGUACAACUCAUUAAAAGUAGCUUUGGAAAUACUGGAAAAUUAGGCGAUCAACUGAUAAAAUAGGGAAACAUUAAUCAUACAAUAUUCAAAUCUAGAUAAUAGAAACCUAUCCUCAAGCUAAACCUCAUUUAGAGUUGAUUUUUAUAAAAAUCCUGGUUGUUAAAUUUAUGAAUAUGCUUAAAUUUAUAAUUUUUAUCAAGAGGAUGCAAUGACAUGUACAUAUUAGGCCUUGAUUACACAAAAUCACACAUUUGGUUUCUUUAGACAAACGUAAGAACUAACUGCCUCCUAAGAAUAAAACAAUGUUUUAUCAAGUUUUGAGAAAUGUCAGGACCUAUCCAGCUACCCUAUGCAACUGUCUUCAAAGAACCAUUUUUGUUUCUUUCACAUAUUAGCACGUGUUAAAUAGUCCACAUAAAGUCAUGUUAUAAUCUCAUUGACUGAACUUUUAAUUGAUAUCAUUGAUCAGAAAAUUUGUGUAUCAUGAUGUAUGUACAUUCCUGAUGUAUGGUGCCUAUUAAUUUUGAGUAAUAUACUGCAGUUUUUACAUACAGUCUUUGAUUAUAACUGGGAAAGCUUUUAAUGAUAAAGAAAAAUGUAGAAGAAAAUAGCAGUGAGAUAUAAGUAUACUUAAUAUUCUGAAAUGUACCAGGAUAUUGAGUAUUGAACCAUUUCUUGUUUAUUUAUUUUGAAUAAAUUAUGUAAUGUUUCUGUUUAUUUUACAUUAUUUUAGCAGGAAAAAAUCCAAACAAUUAGGAAGAUCUAAAUGACUUUAAUUUUGAUGACAGGCAAUUUUGUAGAUGACAGGCAACAUUCUUAGCCUUGGUAUUUGCACUAUACAAUUAUUUGGAUUUAUGUUGUAUUUAAUAUAAGCAGUGUGUUUAGUUCAUUCAAUUUUCAAAGUGGAUCCAAUGAUGUCUAUAGACAUAGGAAUUUUAGGUUUUUAUUUUUUGGUGUUUCAUACAUUUUUCCAGUCACGCAGGAAAGAAAACAGAGUAAGAUCAUAAGUAAGACUCCCCAAUGAUAUAAAAAUGAAGUGCUAAAGGCAAUUUGGCUAUGAUCGAAAUAAUUUUGUCAUGCAACUCUUUAUGUCUUUGGGUCCAUGACAUUUUGUGUGACACUAAAUGAGUGCAAGUUGGAGAAUGCAGGCAUGUUUGAUGUUAAGGCCCAUGUCUGCAAAUUCACCUAAUAGACUUGGAAAUCCUUCACUUCGGUGAUGGGCAACCUUCCUUCUGCUCUACUAACAUUAUUCUAAGCUCUAUAACCUUAAAUAAUAAGAAUCUGUCUAUGAUGCUCAUAUGCACUUUACACCCAUCCCCUGGUUCCUGGUAGGUUUUCAUUCAGGAAUAAUAACUAAAAAAAAAUAGAUUUCCAUAUGUAACAUAUAUACAACCCUUAAAAUUCUUUGUGUUAUUUAUGUAUAAAAAAUUUGAAAUUCAAGUCAAAUGAUUUUCUUAAAUUAAAACUGAUGAGUGUUUUAUUGAAAUACUGACACAGGAAGUUUUUCUGGUGCUAGAAUUUAUAUUUGAUUCACUUGAAUAAAAAUGUUGGUAGUUAUUUAACACUCCUACCCAACUAAUUUAACAUGUAAUUAUGGUUCAAACAUUUAAUAUCAAAGGAUUCUUGGUGAAGAAAAUUGCUGAGAGAGGAUGGGGUUGAGGGGAGGAUGAACUUUCUAGUAAUAGCAGUAGAAAGUACGUCUUAAUUCAUUUUGUUUUCCUUUCCCUAAUACCCUCACAACCACAAGUGCCUCUAGAUAGCCAUAAUACCCAGCAUUAAAUCUCUGUCCAGGGGAUGUAUUGUGAAAACUGUACUAUAGACCUUGCAUCAAGGGAGCAACCAUCUAAUCAGAAUUUUCAAAUAUUCCCUUACAAUAGCCUAUACUAAUUUGAAGUCCAUGAUCAUUUCAAAUAUGUGACUAACAGUCAACCCUAUAUGUAAAAAUUAUUUUUAAUAUAUAAAAUGUUUUACUUUUUUAUUCUUUCUUUUGUGCACAAUGCCUGUCUCAAAAAUAAAAAAAAGAGAGAGAGAGAGAGAGAAAAAAUGAGAAAGCGGAGGGGGGAGGAAGUUAUGGAGUGAGAGAGAAGAAGGCAGGAAGCAAUUAUUUAGCAUUUAUUCUCAUCAUGCUCACAUUAUUAUUUAAACUAUUUUAAAAGAUCUUGAAAUAUUAGAGUAGAUGAAACUCAAAAAAAGCUAUAAUCUAAGCACUUUUUCCAUUGCAGUUGCUUUCUUAUUAAUGCUUUUUAAACUAGUUCUGUAUCUCUCUGCCUCUUUUGUUGUGACUGUCUUAAUUCAAGUGUGUUAAUCCUAAUUUUAGAUUUCAAAUAUUUCAGAAUUUCUGAUUGUCCAGAUGUGUCAUAUUCUCCCACAUUUUUCUAUUCCUUCCUUUUUAAAAUGCUGGACUUUAUACCUUAUUCUUUAUUGUUUAAGGAGAAAAAAAAAACCUCAUGCACACUAGGCAACCUUGAUAGUCUUUCCAUUUUGAAGCGCCAUUCAGCUCACCACACUGACUUUCCACACUGUCAAAGGAACCACAUAAAGCAAUUUAUCUGAAUUACAGUCUCUAACACCUACAUAAACAAUACUUCACCAAGGCGUGGUAUGGUAGAGAUUAUACUUUCAUCCUUAUUUUACUAUAUUGAAAGAUUACCAUCAUAUUUUACUGAUACUUGGUUUUUAAUAUAUGAUCAUUUAUUACUGCAUUUUAAUUGAGGAGAUAGAUUUUAUUGUAAAACUGCUCAAGUUGUGUGGAACUUUACAGCAUUGCUGUUAUUAAUUGAAUUAUUUUGAUUUGGUACCUUGAUAUUCUAUAUCACAAAACUUGCAGGGAGGUUUCAUUUGUUUUAAAGAAAAAAUAUAACCAAAUUAUGAAAUCACAUUAACAAUUUCCAUUAAAUAUAGCAAAUUUAUAGUCAAUAACAUUCCAUAUAAGUAUGAUAGUUUUCUGUUAAUUUUCAAUUACUAAUUAUCUUGAGAAUUCUCCCUAAUUUAUUGGUAUCUAGAAUGCAAUAGAAUUGCACUUGGUUUAAGUGCACAAAUCUCUAUAAUGGCCAAAACAAACUGAAAUGUUCACACACUUAGUUAUUUCUCUUUCCUUUUUCUUCCUUCCUUCCUUCCUUCCUUCCUCCCUCCCUCCCUCCCUCCCUCCCUCCCUCCCUCCCUCCCUCCCUCCCUCCCUCCCUCCCUUCCUCCCUCCCUCCCUCCUUUCCUUUCUUAGCAGUAGGAAAUUAAGUUAUUUCUCUUUCAAAACAGCUAUAAAACUAUCUACAAUAUCUCAUUAUUGGACACAAUAAAUACACAUUACAAACCUCAGAAAGCUCCAUUAACUUGGAGUUGCAAGGCUUUUUUCUGUGUGACUGGCAGAGUGAAUUUUCACAAAUUUUGCUUCAAUAUUUUCUUUAUCUUUAAAUUGAAGAGGGAAACUUCUAUUAAACAUUAUUCAUAUAAUUUAUUGAGUGAUGUUUUCUGUCAAAGUUUUCUAGCUCUGAGCUCCUUAGAGUCAAUAAGAACAUAUUUCAAAGUGUGAAAAUUAAUAGAAAAAUAUGUUCUCAGUAAUCACCUACAGUUCUCUAAGAGAAAGAAAGGAAAGGGCUAUGCUCAAAAAGAAGGCAAACUUAUGUGUGAUAUAAAUUUCACAAUAAUAAAAUACUUAAAUAUUUCCAGAACAUACAGAACUAAAAUAUGUAGAUCAAGGACAAUACAUUUUUAUAAUUUAAUAUAUUACUGAGCAGCACAAGGAAGCAAAAUCACACUUUCUGGUUAAUAUGUUUAUUUUUGAAGUAUUGAUUUCUACAUAUUCAAACUUCAAAAGACAGUUUGUUCAAUUUCCCUUCAGUAUCUGUCACUUGACUUUUAUGACUUUUCCAUGACAUUAUGUAUUUAUUUUUGUGAUAUAUUAAGUAUAGAACUUUCUAAAUUCAAGUACAAUGGAUACAGUAUCUUACAUUUAUUCUAUGUCAAAAGUGUAAGCUGUAUAAUAUCAGCAUUAAAUUCAUGUUCAUGCUUUCAUUUUGAAAUAUAUUAUUGUAAUUGUCUACAUUUAAAACUAUUUUAGACAGUUUAAAAUAGUGUGAAGAUUAUAUGUUUGUAUGACUAUAUAUGUAUUCAUAUACACAACUAUUGCAUAUACACAAAUUACUAAACUUUUCUUGGUUAAUGUGAUAUGUACAUUAUCAUUGGAUUAGGCCAAUGAUGAUACCACACUGUAUUAAUUACUAUUCUUAUUGGUAUGGUUGAAAUCUGACAACUUAGAAUAUUUUCUUUCUCAUUGUAUUGCUUCAUUUUAAGCACUUAUUUGACAUUCACUUUGGCAUUAAGUUUGCAAAGUUCCAUUAAAAAUGUAAAAAUAAUGCAUCUUACUAAUAAGUUCAUUACAUUACUUUUCGUAGUAUGGAAAUAUAUAGUAAAUUAGUUCCAAUACGUAUAUAUGACAUGUCUUUCCUUUUACUAUUUGUCAGUCUUUUGAUAGAAUUUAUAUUGUUGCAUCCAAGAUACUAUUAUUAUAGUAGAUGCUAUUUAUUUUUAAUUGUAUACUUUUAACUUUGCUAGAAUAUAAAACUUUUAAUUGAUUUUUUUGUUUAUUUUCUAUUAGGAAUCUUAUGAAAUAUUCUUACUACUUUUGUAAUCCUAAAUUCUUUUAAAACAUAUAUGGAUUGCCAUGUAUGUUUAUUGAUAAUAACAUUUUCUCCUUUUGAGUUUUAAAACAUUUAAUAUGCUUUAUUUUUAUGGCUUCUUGUAAGAUUCUAAGUGAAUUUUGUGACAGUAGAUGCUUAUGGAAGGCUUCUUAUAUUUCACAAUUGAUUAUAGUCCAUUUUCUGCAUGUUACAGGUGUUCCUUAUUAAGAUGCAGUGUUGCUUUAUAUACCUAUUCUGAGAUUUAACAUGAGUGCAAGAUAAAGUUGAUUGAAUAUUUUUGCCUUUCCCUGACUAUCUAGUCAUAAUUUUUGCUGUUUAUCUGUUAAUUUAUUGUAACAAAUGAAAAUGCUUUUUUUAAAGAUUAGAUCCAACUUAGUCUUUAUGAAAAACAGUCUGGGAAUUAUUUAUUGUAUUUAUUGCUGUAUUGUAAUGGUUAGUUAAUAUUAAGAUAUUUGCAUAAAUAUUAAUUGACCUGUAUACUGUUCAAAUAAACAAUAUACUCAUCAUAUAAAGUAAAUUGGGAUGGUCUACAUUUAUGUUUUUUAGAAGACUGUGAAUUUGAAAUACUCUAAUAUUCACAUAUCAGCUUAGAUUCAUUUAUAAAACCAUGUGGACAUUUUACUUUAUAUAUGGAAAUAUAAUACCAUAUAAAUAUUACUUGUACUUCUGGACUUAUUUUAUUUACUCAUGCAUUUCUGGUUAACUAUCGUUAGAUAAUUAUAUUUUGAAAAAUCUAUU